This is a messenger RNA of Phaeodactylum tricornutum CCAP 1055/1, 717 nucleotides long. RefSeq lists its product with no specific name. Gene Ontology annotation, molecular function: peptidyl-prolyl cis-trans isomerase activity. The transcript has a single exon. The record is from RefSeq and is a predicted model, not a curated record. NCBI's taxonomy places the organism in Eukaryota, Bacillariophyta, Bacillariophyceae, Surirellales, Neidiaceae. The annotation marks the transcript as partial.
CCCGGUGUUGCAAAUUCGUUGCUUGCCGUAGUAGCAGCAUCAGGAAAAACAGGAUGCAGGCUUACUCGAAACUUACUAUCUGUCUAUUUUGGCUCUUGAGCGGCCUCGCAUGGCAACCCCUCGCUGCCUUUCACUAUCAGCGUAUGCAGGCCCAGCAACAGCAACGACAGCACGCAAGGAUUCCUUUUCUACGUAUGGCAUCAACGGCCGAAAGAAGCAGCCUACCGGAGAGUUCAUCCAAAACAACAUCAACCAGAUCGCCCACCAGUGUCGCCAAGUAUCCGACACAACGUGGGUCCGAAGUAGAUUCCCGCAAAAUCAUUGCCACCGGUGCGGGACGUCAACACCUAACGGCAAUCCACGUGCAUCACGUUCUGUUCGCCUCGGAAGAACUGGCCCUCGCCAGUUUACACCAACUCCGUAACGCGGAAAUUCCAUUUGCUACUUUGGCUACACAGAUCAGUGCUUGUGCGGCAACCCGGGACAAGGCGGGAGCGAUCGGAUGGAUUUCGGUCCCGAGCCGCGAUUCGCUAGACGCCAACGGCGGCGUCUCGAACGAGCACUUGGACGAAAUCUUUCCGGAGGAAGCACGCGAUAGGAUUGUUCAAAUUACGACCAAGCCGGGAGAUAUUGUGUUGGUGAAAAGUCGCCGCGGCUUUCACCUCGUUCAAGUAGUUGACGUCAUGGCGGAUGUUCGACGAAUGGCCACAUUGAAAC